Messenger RNA from Aphis gossypii (cotton aphid), 1740 nucleotides. It is a transcript of the gene ais, whose product is annotated as probable ATP-dependent RNA helicase DDX52. Gene Ontology annotation, biological process: maturation of SSU-rRNA. The record is from RefSeq and is a predicted model, not a curated record. NCBI's taxonomy places the organism in Eukaryota, Metazoa, Arthropoda, Insecta, Hemiptera, Aphididae. Bases 105 to 1691 code for a protein of 528 amino acids. The transcript has 11 exons. Gene Ontology annotation, molecular function: ATP binding; RNA helicase activity; nucleic acid binding.
AUAAUAUUAUUAUUUAAAAUUAAAACGUGCAAUUGUGCGGGUCGCAUCAUCCGAAAUUAAAAAAAAACGUGUAUUAAAUAACGACUAGAAACUAACGAUUAACGAUGGACUCAUUCGAUAUAUUUAAAAAGCUAUCAGUUGGCGCAAAAUUUAAAAAACCGGAAAAAAUUGCGAUUAAGCCCGAGAAUGAAAAAUCCAGCGCGAAACAGGUUAAAAUCAAAACAGUCGGUGAUAAUGUCCCUCCAGCGCUUUCAACUUUUGACUUGAUGAAAAAAACUUAUUCUUUGAGUCCAGUGUUAAUGGAAAAUCUUAACAAAUCUGGUUACACUGAGCCAACGCCAAUUCAGACUCAAGCUAUUCCAGUUAUGUUGCAGAAAAGGCAAAUAUUUGCCUGUGCUCCUACUGGUUCUGGUAAAACUGCCGCGUUCUUAGUACCUGUCAUUCAUCAUUUGAAUAAACCCUUAAAUAAAGGAUUUCGAGCCUUAAUUGUGAGUCCUACCAGAGAGUUGGCAAAACAAACGUUAAGAGAAUGUACAAGACUGUGUGAAGGAAUUGGACUACGAGCACAUACAUUUACCAAAAUUAAUAAAGACAAAGAAAAAUUUAAUCCAAAAUUGGCUCAAAAAUUUGAUAUUUUAAUAGCAACACCUAAUCGACUUGUGUUUCUACUGCAACAGGAACCACCAGCUGUUGAACUUGACAACAUUGAGUGGUUAAUAAUAGACGAAUCAGAUAAAUUGUUUGAAACUGGAGUUCGAGGUUUUAGAGACCAAUUAGCAACAAUUUAUAAGGCUUGCGGUCCAAAUGCUAAACGUGCCAUGUUCAGUGCUACAUAUACAGUAGAAGUGGCAAAAUGGUCAAAGAAAAAUCUUGAUGGUCUUGUAGCUGUAACAGUUGGUAAUAGGAACACUACAACUACAACAGUCGAACAAGAUCUGGUGUUUGUUGGCAACGAAGAAGGAAAAUUAAUUGCAAUGAGAGAUUUAGUGAAAAAAGGUCUAACGCCUCCAGUUUUGAUAUUUUUACAAUCUAAAGAGCGUGCAAAAGAACUUUUUAGUGAACUUAUUUAUGAUGGAAUUAAUGUAGAUGCUAUACAUUCUGAUAGAACUCAACAACAAAGAGACAACACAGUAAAAGCCUUUCGUGAAGGAAAAAUCUGGGUUUUAAUUUGUACAGAGCUUAUGGGUCGAGGUAUUGACUUCAAAGGUGUAAAUUUGGUAAUAAAUUAUGACUUUCCAUCUUCAGCUAUCUCAUAUAUUCAUAGAAUAGGUAGAACAGGGCGAGCGGGACGUUCUGGUAAAGCUGUUACAUUUUUUACAAAUGAUGACAAACCAAUGUUGAGAAGUAUUGCCACAGUGAUGAGGGAUUCAGGAUGUCCAGUACCAGAUUAUAUGUUAGAAAUGAAACGAUUGCAUAAGAACACUAGAAGAAAGUUAGAAAAACAAUCUAUUGAUAGGAGUGAAAUUAGAGUAAAACCACAUAGAUAUCAAAAACCUAAUACUGAUAUAAAAGAUCCAGCAUCAUCAAAAUCAAAGAAAGAAUCAAAUGAAAAAAAUAAAAAUAUAAAAGUUAAAAAAAAUCUAGUAUCAAUUAUUAAUGUUGAUCAGACUUCUAAAGUAAACAAGAAACGAAAAUCAAAUAGUUCAAAGGAACGUAAAGUUGUAAAGAAAAUCAAAAAGACAUCUGCUUAAACAAUUAUGUAUAUAUUUUUUAAAUAAACCAUUUAAUAUUAUAUUGUUA